AUGAAUGCGGAUAAUCAUGCAGCUGAUGGGGAUAAGGACCUUUUGGAGUGUAUCCUCCGACUGCCUCUUCCAAGUGCUGAGUCAGCACAUAUCAUGAUGCAAGUGCUACGUGUGGAAACACCUGUGGCAGGUACAACAAAGGAUGUUCAACUUUGGGCUGAUGAUACCACACGUUCCACAGUAUAUAUUAAAGUAGAAGCAGUUCAGGAACGUUCGUUACGCGCUGCUGUUGGCGGCCUUUUAGAACAGGCUAAACUUAUUUUAAGAACAAUGGAUACAUUUCCUGCUGUGGCACAACACGCUUCAUGA
This is a messenger RNA of Trypanosoma theileri, 309 nucleotides long. RefSeq lists its product as uncharacterized. Lineage: Eukaryota; Euglenozoa; Kinetoplastea; Trypanosomatida; Trypanosomatidae. The transcript has a single exon. Gene Ontology annotation, cellular component: EKC/KEOPS complex. The record is from RefSeq and is a predicted model, not a curated record. Bases 1 to 309 code for a protein of 102 amino acids.